Molecule: messenger RNA, 2106 nt
Organism: Durotheca rogersii
Lineage: Eukaryota; Fungi; Ascomycota; Sordariomycetes; Xylariales; Xylariaceae
Product: glycosyltransferase family 15 protein
Exons: 3
Coding region: 174-1457 (427 amino acids)
Biological process (GO): cell wall mannoprotein biosynthetic process; protein N-linked glycosylation
Cellular component (GO): Golgi apparatus; membrane
Molecular function (GO): alpha-1,2-mannosyltransferase activity
Source: RefSeq, a predicted model, not a curated record
ACAAAUCUUACCGACUCACCCUCCCCGUGCUGCCCGUUACUACUACAUAAUAAGGCUGAUGGCAGCGCGCCCCCAAUGCCGGCGACAAGGGGGCUGAAACCACGACCUCGUAGCAGCAGAGAAAGACGACAAAAGCCGAGAAGAUAGUAAAUCCGUUCGACCUUCUUGGAAUUAUGGUCUUCAACCGCCUCCGCUUCCGGAGGAGAUUCGCCUGGCUUCAGUCGCCCGUUCUCUGGGUCGUCGGCCUUGCCUGCCUAGUUGAAGUCGUCUACCACGCCGCCCAUUACCACGUACCCGUCCCGCCGCGCGAGCUCGACGCUCCCUUCUACACCUCCUGCCAGGAGCCCGACACCACCGCGCCUCGCGAGAAUGCCGCCAUCGUCAUGCUGGCUCGCAACGAAGAAGUCGACAAGGCCGCCCGUUCCGUCCGCAGCAUCGAGGAGCGCUUCAACCGCUGGUUCCAGUACCCCAUCGUCUUCCUCAACGACGAGCCCUGGAGCGACGACUUCAUCCGCACCCUGAAUGCCACCACCUCCGGCCCGGCCUUCUUCGAGCGCGUCCCCAAGGAGCAAUGGACCUUCCCCUCCUGGAUGGACGCCGAUGCCGCCCGCGCGAGCAUAAAGCAACAGGGCGAGCAGCAGAUCCUCUAUGCCGGGAAAGAGACGUACCACCACAUGUGCAGGUUCUUCUCCGGGAACUUUUACCAGGUCGAAGCGCUAAAGAAAUACAAGUGGUACUGGCGGCUAGAACCGGACGUCGAAUUCUCCUGCUCCCUCACCUACGACCCUUUCGUCGAGAUGGCUCGCCACAAGAAGGUGUACGGCUUCACCAUAUCCCUCUGGGAAGAGAAGCGCACCUGUCCCAGCCUCUUUCGAGAGGUAUCAGAUUGGAAGGAGGAGAUGGGAAUCCGAAGCACCACUCUGUGGAAGGCAUCGAUCGACGCGUCCUGGGUGCCCUGGCCGUUUCGGCCCCUGCUCAGCUGGUUCUCGCACCGCGAUGGCUCCGGCGACGGUUGGAACCUCUGCCACUACUGGAGCAAUUUCGAGAUUGCCGACCUCGACUUCUUCCGCGGUCCCAGAUAUCAGGACCUGUACCAGCGUUUGGAGCACUCCGGCGGCUUCUAUUUCGAAAGGUGGGGUGAUGCGGCUGUCCACUCGCUUGCUGUCAACAUGCUUGUAGAGCCGCACCAGGUGCAUCACUUUGCCGACAUUGGAUAUCGACAUGACUGGUAUUACCAAUGCCCCGCCAACGCCCCGGGCGGUCAGCUACCCGACUCAGAGACGCUGAAUAACGCCCAGAGCACCUGGGCCGAAGAGAUCCCCGGCGGCGUGGGCUGUCGCUGCCAAUGCGACGGCCACCGCACCCGUAACCACGCCAGUUACUGCUUGCAUAAACUAAAAGCGCCGAACACUCCCAAUCGCCCAUGGUCAACCUGGUUGUUGAGCUUCAUCUUCUAGAACCCUAUACCUAUCUGACCGAUAUCCGAGGACGGCUGGGCAGACGGCACGAGAUGACACACGAAUGUGGCGUAUACUUCUCUCGUCGUCAUCAGGUCCCUACUCCGUCGCCUAUCUAGCUCGACAUCUGCGAGCACGUUCUAGGAUACCGCCGAGUAGGAGGAUACGCGAAGUAUCGACGAGACCGCCGCCUGCGGCGGCGAGAGAAAUCCUACCUCGGAGGUACAAGAGGACAGGGCGACGCGUCGAGCAAUGUAUAAAUGCGAGUGGGCGUCCGCACGGAUAACAACGGAAUAGCUUAUAGCAGAGAACAACGUGGUAGCUUACAGCAAGCUAUGUAUAUAUACCACCAGCGCGAAAUGCACACGGACGGACUUGGGAUGCCCUGAAUACGGAGAAAAGUUCUACUUAGAGUCGGGGUUGGAGGGAUAAAAAACACAUCGGGGAAUGUAUAGCACGAGCAAGCAUCUGCAUCACGGAGAAUGUGGGAAAAGAAGAGCGGAUCUAGAAUAUGAUGUUAUUCAAAACGUGCUAGUUCUGAGAGGGGAGGGGUUUUUGAACUACGUGAUUUUGGCAAGCCUGAGAUACGACCACGGUUAGGGUCGUGUGCAUACCGUAUACGACCGGACCCGGUCGAGCUGAUGCUGAG